Molecule: messenger RNA, 2063 nt
Organism: Etheostoma cragini (Arkansas darter)
Lineage: Eukaryota; Metazoa; Chordata; Actinopteri; Perciformes; Percidae
Product: transcription factor SOX-13-like
Exons: 14
Coding region: 204-2042 (612 amino acids)
Biological process (GO): cell fate commitment; regulation of transcription by RNA polymerase II
Cellular component (GO): nucleus
Molecular function (GO): RNA polymerase II cis-regulatory region sequence-specific DNA binding; DNA-binding transcription factor activity, RNA polymerase II-specific
Source: RefSeq, a predicted model, not a curated record
CGCAGUCAUCUUACCGACAUCCACCGCUGACCGGCCACUCUGGAGGACCGGGAGCAGAGAAGUCAACACAUGUACGGAGUUACCUCUGUCUCAAAACCACUGUGCGUUUAAUGCGUUGAGGAAUUAAAGCGGGAGAGGAAGAGGACGGAAGUUUUUCUGUGUGUGUGUGUUCGCGUGGAGAGCUCAGGGCGCACCGGGACUGAAUGGUUGAGCCCAGCCCUCCAGCACUGCAGCUCCUCUCCGGCGGGGAUGUCAGCAUGGCGAGCGUCGGUGUCAAAGUAGAACAGGAGGAGUCCUGCAGAGGGGGCGGAGUCAUCAGCAAUGCUGAACCUCCUAAGAGGUCUCCCUCACGUGGUUGGUCAGGAAAUCAUCCGCUGGAGGCCCGCCAGCUGACCCCACCGCUCUCCCGAUCCCCUUCGGAGGGCUCUCCAGGUAAGGAGCUGCCUCACAGACGAAGCCCCUUGGGACAGAAGGAGGCCAGAACACAUGAAAGACCAGAAGGACAAUCCCACUUCAAGGAAGUAAUGCCUACCAUUGAGAAGCUGCUGAAUGCUGACUGGAAGGAGAAACUUCUGGAUAAAAGCACAGUGGGGGCAGGACAACUGAAAGGUACCCCGGAGGCUCUGGCAGAGAAGGAGCUCCAGUUGUUGAUGAUGAUCAACCAGCUGAGCGGUCUGCGGGAGCAGCUACUAGGAGCCCACUCGGAGCAAAGGAACAUGGCCGCCCUGCUGCUGGAGAAACAGCAGCAGCAGAUGGAGCUGGCUCGACAACAGCAGGAACAGAUCGCCAAGCAGCAGCAGCAGCUGAUCCAGCAGCAGCACAAGAUCAACCUGCUUCAGCAGCAGAUCCAGGUGAACAUGCCUUACGUGAUGAUCCCGGCGUUCCACCACAACAGCCAGUCCCUCUCCGUCACCUCCGACGCCCAGAUGGCCCUGCCGCUGCAACCAAUCCCCUGCAAGCCAGGCGUGGACUAUCACAUGCAGCUGCUGCCAAACCCUCACCCCACCCCUGUCAAGAGGAGCAGCGGUUCCUUCCGACAGGAUACCAGUCAGCCCCUGAACCUGACCUCCAAGCCAAAGGGGCUGGAGCUGGGGAAAACACCAAGUCCGCAGAACCUGGAGCUGGGAUCUCUGGCGCUGCACGGGGCCUACAGGUCCAGAGAUUUCCAGAGAGAAGUUUCCCAAAGCCCGUCACGAUCGGCCCUUAGUUUCCUCGGAGACGGAGACGUGGUCACCCAGGCCAUCCACGAUGCCCAGCAGCUCCUGAGGGGCCACAGCACCGGAGAGCGAGAGAGGGACAGGGAGAAAGAGAGAGAGAGGGAGAAAGAUGGCGGGGGAAAGAUGGAGUAUAAAGAGUCCCCCCACAGCGAGAGAAUUUCCCACUGCGAGCGGGGUGAGGACCACCUCAGCAGUGACUCUGAGGGUAGGUGUCACCCGAGAAGCCUGUUUAAUAAUACUCCAUUGUGCAUUCGCUCGUUCCCUCAUCCUCCUUGUGCCGAUGUGUCUUCGUCUUCAGGCUCCAGGUGGAAGGGCAUGUCCAACCAGGAGAAGCAGCCUUACUAUGAAGAGCAAGCGAGGCUGAGCAGGCAGCAUCUGGAGCGCUACCCCGACUACAAGUACAAACCCCGGCCCAAACGGACCUGCAUCGUGGAGGGACGGAGGCUGAGGGUAGGCGAGUACAAGGCCAUGAUGAAGAACCGCCGGCAGGAGCAGAGAGCGACCUACACACAUAGUCAAACAGAGCCCCAGCAGAUCCACUACCCCCGCAGCGAAGGCCAGUACCCGGGCGCCGCCGGCUCGGUCUCGGCGGCAUCCAUGCCCUUUCACCACGCGUUGCUGGAGCACUACCUGCCGCAGGUGCCCCCCGCGCUGUGUCGAUCGGAGGGCCAGGCCACGCCCACUUCCCUGCCCAGAGAGCGAGAGAGGGAACGGGAGAGGGAACGAGAGAGGGAACUGGAGAGGGAGCGCCCUCCGUACAGCGAAGGAGAGGAAAGCGAUGGAGGAGAGAGGAGUGAAGGGGAACUGGUGCUCCUGACAGACUGAAAGGGGAGUGGGAGAUUGGGG